Messenger RNA from Dreissena polymorpha, 4099 nucleotides. RefSeq lists its product as uncharacterized. The record is from RefSeq and is a predicted model, not a curated record. Gene Ontology annotation, molecular function: zinc ion binding. The transcript has 3 exons. Bases 193 to 1857 code for a protein of 554 amino acids. NCBI's taxonomy places the organism in Eukaryota, Metazoa, Mollusca, Bivalvia, Myida, Dreissenidae.
UUAAAGCGGGUUGAUUUGCAUGAACAGCAAACAUAAAUCAGCAUUACUGCUUUGAAGUUAAGAACAUUGGAUAUACUGAUAUGCCAUAUAUUCUAGUUUUAUAACACUUAUUGUAUUUCACAAAUUCAGUCAAGAAAGUUGAUUACACAACUUUUUAAUCUGACGUCUCGCAGUUCACAAUACCUAUAGAAAAUGGCAACUUCUUUUUCUGAAGUUUCAAAUCAUAAAAGUUCUGAUUUUGUGAAGGACUAUUCUUGUGUUGUGUGCGAAAGUAAAAAUAUCAAAGCAAGUGCUGAAUUUUUCUGUGAAACUUGUUUGAAGUGUUUUUGCGAAAAAUGCGUUUACCAUCAUGAUCAAAUAUUUGUAAACCAUUCAACAUAUGGAAGAGGGGAAACAAAUAAAUGGCCUCUUGCAAAGGAAGUCGAGGGUUUGCUACUGAAAUGUGAUAUUUACAACAGCAAGAAACUGAAAAUGUUCUGCCAGGACCACAGUCAGCUGUGCUGCUCUGAUUGUGUUUUACUGAAUCACAGACAGUGUACCAAUUUGGCUCUAAUUUCUGAAUCAGCUAAAAAGCUGUCGGUGGAUAUAGAGCAGUUAUCAAACAAAAUUCAAACAAUUCUUGCUGAACUAAAUAAGUUUAAGACAUUACAAGAGGCCAGCAUUGUGUCUGUGGAGGGAUCAUAUAAUGAAAAACUUCUAGAAAUCAGAGAGCUGCGUAAGAAAUUAAAUGCUGCUUUGAAUGAGCUAGAAAAUACAACUUUGAUACAACUAGAGGAAAUUAGGACAAAACUGAAAACCUCUCUCAAGAAAGAUGUUGAAAACUGCAGCAGACUGAAGAAUGAUCUUCAACAGUUAAGCGAAGCUGCACAGGGCCUUUGUGAUAAGAGCAAGAAAGACAUUGAGUUCAUAGCCAGCAUAAAAUGUCAGGAGAAAAUACAAGAAUCUGAAACAUUUCUGAAGGAGAACCCUGUGAAGGUGCAGAGUUCAAUAAUAUUCCAGGGGAACUUUGACAUUCAGCAAUACUUGUCACAACAGUCUAGUCUAGGGAGAAUUGUAGACAGUAAUCCAGAUCAGGUGUUGUCUGUGAAGAGGACGUCCCAGUAUAAUGUGAAAAUAUCAAGUGACUCAAAUCAGACAUGCUAUAUCAUAGGCAUUUGCAGCCUGCGUAGUGGUGAGGUCAUUGUUGCAGAUAACCUUAACAAAAAAGUGAAACUGUUGGACCAGCAUUUCAAUGUGUCCAGUCACUGUGAUGUGUCUAGUAAACCACAGGACAUGUGCCUAAUCACAUCUAAUGAAGUGGCUGUGACUCUUGAAGAUGCUGGUGUGCAGUUCAUGUCUGUAAGCAAUCGGCAGCUGGUGAAAGGGAGGACGUUACAGUUUCCACAUAAGGCUGUUGGGAUUGCCCACCGUCAGGGAGCAUUGUAUAUCACCUCUCGCACUGCUCUCUACCACUACACCCUGAGUGGGACACUUGUGAAAAAGGUUUAUGAGGAAACAGAAACUGGCGAUAUAGUGUACCUAUGUGCAUUGAGCCCUGCUGGUGACCGGAUCUAUGUCACCAACCUCAACCAGCACAAGCUCCUCACACUGGCAUCAGAUGGCAGCCUUAUAUCCACCUUCACUGACCCAGAACUAGCAAACCCAUGUGGUGUACAUGUAACACCUGAAGGACAAGUUCUGGUCUGUGGAAACGCUUUUAAUGCUGUCAUACAGGUGGAUUGUGAGGGAAAAAAGAAACUGGCUUCACUGAGCGAUGGCGUGAAAAGCCCUGCGUCUGUUUGCUACAACACCAACAGUCACCAGAUCAUUGUCGGACUAUUUAGUAAAAAUGAAAUCUGUGUGAUUGAAUUGCAAUAGCUUUUCCAUUUAAAAAAAACAUUGAUAUAUUUGUGUUUGCGUGGUACAUCGAUUCUUAGCAUCUUUCUUUGUGGAUGCUGACAAGUUUUUUUUUCUAGCUUCACGUCAGGAUAUGUUUGCCACAAGACAAAUGUUCUAAUUAAUAUGGCUAUACACGUGUUAUGUUAAGUAAUUUUUUUAAUGUACACGUAUAAAUAAUAAUAUUAAUUUUUUAUUAUUUCUAUAUUUUGAUUGAUAUAUUUCAUUAUCCUGUAAUCAUUGUAAUCAUUGAGACGAAAAUAUUUUCAGCCAUUUAUGUUUCUUAAUAUAAGCUUUCCUGAGCACAACGUGCUGAUGAUGAGCUUUUGUUAUCGCCUUUUGUCCGUCAUCUGUCAUGCGUUGUGCGUCAUCAGAAUUUGCCUUGUGAACACUGCAGAGGCCAUUUUUAUUGUCUGAUCUUCAUGAAACUUUGUCAUACGAUUUGUCCCAAUUAUAUCUUAGAUGAGCCUGAAAAUGGUUCUGGUUGGUUGAAAAACAUGGCCGCCAGGGGGCGGGGCAUUUUUCCUCAUAUGGCUAUAGGAAAACCUUGUUAACACUCUAGUAGUCACAUUUAUUGCCCAAUCAUCAUGAACAUUGGUCAGAACAUGAUUGUGUUCUUAUGGUAUCUUGGAUGAGUUUGAAAAUGUCUCUGGUCAGUUGUAAAAUAUGGCCGCCAGGAGCAAGACCAUUUCUUCUAAUAUUGCUAAAGUAAAACCUUGUUAAACCUCUUAAAGCCAUAUUUUUAUUAUAAUCUUCAUUAAACUUGGUCAGAACAUUUGUUCUAAUGGGCUGAGUUCGAAUAUUGUUCCCUUCUGUUGGAAAACAUGGCCGACAGGGGGCUGGGCAGUUUUUCUUAUAUGGCUAUAGUAAAACCUUGUUAACUCUCUUGUUGAUAUUUUGCCAUUUUUGUUCAAGUUUGAAAUUGGUUUCACAGACAUCUCAAAAGUUGCUGAGAGCAGUAAGUUCCUGAAGUGACGGUGGGCCUCUGACUCUCUUGUUUAUAAAAAAUCUUUUGGUGUUUUUGCCAUUGAGGUUUUUGUGCCUUGGAUAGACUAUUGGAGUCACUAUACGACUGUCGUAAAAGGACACUAACACACAAAUUGCGAUACAUGAAUGAGUGGGAAGAUCAAAAUAAAUUAAAAUUCUUUCUAAGCAUUUGAUGAUGGAAACCAUAGUUCUAGCAGAGAUUUUGAUACGCAUGUCACUAUUUCAAUGUGUGCUAUUUUAACAUGAUUUUAACAAUAAAAAUGUUGUAUAAUAUUAAUUGCCUGAAAAUGAUAAUUAUCAAAUAAAUAAUUAAAUUGUUGUACUACAUGUAAGUUUAAACCUAUUUAUUUAAGCUUAAUUAAAUAAAAACUUGGCUUAUUAAAACACACGAGUCCAAGGGCAAAUCUUUUGAAAUAAUGUUUUCCCCAUUUUUACAUGCAAAUAAAAGGUGUGCGCAUUAUACAGUUUACAUGGUAACUUGCUGUACGAUACGCAUUUUAUGACGUAUUGUGUGUGACAUAAUUUAUGUGACGAAACAUAUUAGUUUGUCCAAGAUUCUAGAUUUUGGGACACAAAUUUUGACGUGGUGUUUUUAAUACUACAUUUUUAAAGCAUCGAUGAAUCCAAAAGGUACAAUUGUGUUUCAGAUUUGUUAUGAAUAAUUGUAAACUUUUUUUGAUGGGAAUAACAUUACUCGCUCUAACAGGAUAACAAUUAUCUGAUCUGCUUUUGCAUGUCAUACUGUUAAAUUUAAGAUGAAGCUUAUGAAAAUACGAAAAAUACAAUUAAUUACAUAAUAAAAUUGUAACUUGAUGUUAUUAUAAACAGAAGUAAUAAUGAUAAAAAAAAUUACGUAACUGCAUUCUGAUAAGUUAAACAACCGGCUUUUAAACAUCCACAAUUCUUUUUCGGGUUAUUAUUCUUCUUGUCGGCUUUUAUAAUAGUUCUCAAAAUGGCAGACGAAACGAACGCCGAGUUUGACUUUAUAGACAAUUCCAAGGGAAAAAGAAUUGCCAAUAGGAUAUAACUAGAACCUAAACAUACAAUACAAAGGUUAUGUUCGUGUAAUUAAGUUGGUUUUGGUGAUAAGCUGGCGAGUUAUAAUUCUGGUUCAAGUUAGCAAUAUAUUGCAAUUUAUUGCAACACGGGUUUUUGAAUAGACAAUAUAUUGCAAUACGUUUUUUGGCAUAUUGUUGCAGAACUACACAUUACGCACAUGAAUAAAUAUAUAUUUAAA